CAUAGAUAAUAUACGAAUCUGUGAUUUGAUAUAUUCAUUAGUAGUCAUUUUCACGUAGAGAUGUGAAAUCACUAUUCAGUCGUGUUGGUCAUGUCGGUUAAUAUUUUUUUGGUUGCAAUAUAAAUUAAGUGCGUUAACAUGAUGCAAAAAAAAAAAAAAAUUCAUAUUCGAUAAAAAGCUUCGAAUUCUCAUAAAAUUAAGGAAAUAGUAUUUCUAUUUGUAAAAAUAUUAAACUAAAGUAGUAAAGUGCUAGUUAGUGAAAUAACUAUAGUCAUUUAUCUAGUUUAAUAUUGCAAAAACAUAUAUAGGUUUCGAAUGUUACGAACCGUCCUAUCCCGCACCACAGUUAACCAUAACAAAAAUCUCUAUGUAUAUGAUAUAUCUAUACUUUUAUAACUGUUAAAAUCACACCGCAAUUAAAACGUUUGUCCUGCACCGUUCAAACCGCAGUUACCAUUCGGAGCCAUAGUCACAUAUCUUAAUAAAAAUAAAAUAUGUAGCCAUUUAUCUAAUUGGAUAAAAAGCCCAAAACUUAUUUUUUUAACAACCUCCAAAACUUAAGAUUAUUUAGCUAAUUCACCUAUUAUCUAUUAAUAUGUAAAUAUUAAAAAUUAAAUUUAAUUACUUUUUUUUUCCGACAGAAGUACAACCCACGAAUCGUAACGUGCGCAUUGGUUUGGUCUCUUCGACACGACGCCGUCGCCGGUCGCCCCCGUUCGUGAGUUAAUAAUCGGCGGGUCAAUGCCUUGCAUCUUCUGAUUGCUACCGAUUGGAAGAUUCUUGCCGGAGAUUCAGUUUUCCCACUGUAAGAGUUUUGCUGGAUUCUAGAGGAAGAAAGGAUUGAUUUGCAUGUGACGUUAGGAACAGUUUGAGAAUACUAUUGCUUCAGGACAAGUGUGAACCGUUGUCUUCUUUUGAGGAGAUCUAACGAUGGGUGAUGAGAAGGUUUCAUUGCAAGGGUCAUGUGGUAAGGAGGAGAUUGUGGAAGAGCUUAGGAACUGUUUGCCUAAAUGGGUUACACAAGAACAAGUAACAGAUAUGGUUAGAGGGACGUGUAGGAACGUAGUUGAGAUAGUUGAUGAUUUCUAUGAACACGAGACUAUAUUCUACGAGCAAGUCCCUGCUGAUGUUUUAUCUCUCACUUCUAGAGAUGCGUUUAGUUCGGGUAACCACGAGGCACUUGUUUCGAAACUGGAGCUUCUAAACUGUGAAACCGAGGGAAAUGAAACUUGUCAGUCAUCGCAGUUUCACAAGCUCAAGAGCGUGGCUAGUUCACAGAAGAUCAGCCUUUCUCCUGUGAAAAGGAACAGAAAGAUCAAAGGUAAACCAAAGAAGAAAGGAAAAGCUGUUUCUAAGUUUGAAUCUGCAGGUCCAAAGCAAGCCUCGAUUACUAAGUUCUUCAACAAGGUUCCUUCAGAUGAUACCAAGGCUUAAGAAGCGGGUUUUCAGAACAUUUUGGAAGUAAUACUUACUGCAUCAAGAAUCUUGGAAGAUUUGCAGCGACCAAUGAAUGUUGGACUACAAUUGUUUAAUCUUCAUGGCAACGGUUUCCUCACGAUCUUGCUCUCUGGCACGUUUUUGAAUUUUAAGAAGCUAUAGUGUUUUGUCUACAUUAGCCUCUUUGAGGAAGCUAUAAUCAUAUCAAGGUUGUCAUUCAGUUGCAUAGUUAUCAGUUUUUGAGUUAAAUGUAGAUUCCAAAGAGCAUUACGAUUAUGAUUUGAACGUUAUCUGGUUCCUGCUUUCCA
Messenger RNA from Brassica rapa (field mustard), 1745 nucleotides. RefSeq names its product DNA ligase 6. Lineage: Eukaryota; Viridiplantae; Streptophyta; Magnoliopsida; Brassicales; Brassicaceae. The record is from RefSeq and is a predicted model, not a curated record.